UCUCCUUGUUUUCUCCUAAUUGGUUCCAUCCCCCAAGAUUAAAAUCUCUGCCUCCCACUGAUCUCUCUCUCUCGUUCUCCGGGGAAUUGUUCGAGGAGAGAGAUCAUUGAUCACUAUGGCUUCUGAAUCCAGUCACAAUCAACAACACAACAAAGGAGAAUAUCAAUCAUCCGAAAGCACCCAUCAUGUUCCACCUUCAGCAAGCCAUGAUCUUAAUCCAGGGGCAGGAUGUCCUCCAGCUAUGGGUUAUCCUCCUUCAAUGGACUAUCCACCACCACCACCAGGGCAAUAUCCAGGUUAUCCACCGCCAGGUUAUUAUCCCUAUGCACAAGCACCACCUGCAGCAGCCUAUUAUAACGCAACAGUACAUCAACAACAAGGAUAUGAAAGGUCAUCAGGUUUCUCACGAUGCUUCCUUACAACAAUAAUAUUCUUGACGUUGUUAAUAUUUACGUCAAGCAUCAUUAUGUGGCUUGUAUUGCGCCCUCAACUUCCUGUUUUUCACGUUGACAACUUCUCGGUAUCGAAUCUUAAUGCCACCUUGCCUACCUUCACGGCUAAUUGGGAAGCGAAUUUAACAGUUCGAAAUCCGAAUACCAGGUUGAAAACAGAAUUUAGUGAAUUACAAAACUUUGUGUUUUACAAAGAAGAUUAUCUUCUUGCUUCAGCUAUAACUUCCCGGCCUUUCUCCCUGGAAACAAAGACGAGCGGUGUAAUAAAUGCCAAGCUAUCAGGGAAUAACAAGGAUAACUUGGUGGAGAACUGGGUGGUGGAUAAAUUGGCCAAGGAAAGGAGCAAUGGAUCAGUGAGUUUCAAUUUCAGGAUGCUGGUUUGGACUACGUUUAGAUCAGGUUUAUGGUGGAAAAGGCAUUUAAGCAUGAAAGUUAUGUGUGAGGAUAUUCAGGUUACUUUUGUGGGUGCUUCAGGUGAUGGGAAUAUUGCAGCCAAUGGACUUAGGGACUGCUUAGUUUUUGUCUAGUUAAUUUGUAUGUCACAGAAAGGAAAAAGAAAAAAAGAGUCGCCAUAUGAAAACGGAUUUCUUUCCUCUUUCAAUUUCCUCUUGAGCUUCUUAGCUAUCAUCAUCCAUGGAUGGAUGUAUUAUUUUGAGAUUCUGGAAUCACUAGGAAGAUUAGUAGCAAAAGUG
Molecule: messenger RNA, 1144 nt
Organism: Populus nigra (black poplar)
Lineage: Eukaryota; Viridiplantae; Streptophyta; Magnoliopsida; Malpighiales; Salicaceae
Exons: 1
Coding region: 116-979 (287 amino acids)
Cellular component (GO): plasma membrane
Source: RefSeq, a predicted model, not a curated record